Messenger RNA from Arachis ipaensis, 1188 nucleotides. The record is from RefSeq and is a predicted model, not a curated record. Lineage: Eukaryota; Viridiplantae; Streptophyta; Magnoliopsida; Fabales; Fabaceae.
AUGGAUGAUGAUAUAACAAUUGUCAUCCACUAUGGAGGAAGUUUUGAGACAAAAGAAGAUGGAGAAGUUGUGUAUGUUGGAGACCAAAUUGAACAGUUAUUUGGACUAGAGGCAGAUACAUUGGACGUGUUCUCAAUAAGAAAUUAUUACAAGGUUCUAGGAUAUGACAACUUGAAGGAGUGCUGGUGGCUAGUUCCUGGAAGGCCCUUGAAGACUGGAUUGAGAGCACUAUCACAUGACAAGGAGCUCUUAGAGAUGUGCUUUCACGCAAAGAAUAAUGAAGGUGUAGUGCAUGUAUAUCUUGAGCAUGGAAAUUCUGAACAUGAAGGUGAUGAGGUUCCACAACUGGUCCCUAUGACCGCUAAUCCAAAAAUCAUGGUAUCUGGCACCACCUCAAAUCCAUCCUCAUGUAUUCCAAAUACAGCCCUUGAACAAAAUACGAUCACAUUCCCUGAAGCAAACUCUGUACCCCCAGGCCAACUGAACUCUGCUCCUCCAAGUCAGCCCCAUUCAAAACCUCAAACCAAACCCACCUCAAAUUAUCCAGCUCAACCCACCUUUGAACCUGUAGCCCAGCCCACAACCACACCUCCAGCCCAGCCCACAUCCACACCUCCAGCCCAGCCUAAACCAAUGCCUAUUUCCAAUCCAUGUUCUUCUAAACCAAAAAAUAAUAAAUCUGAGAAGUCUAUUCCACCUACCACUACAAAAAAGUCUGAAACAAGUGUAAAAAAGAAUUCAAAGUCUACCCCAAAGAAAGGUGCUGUGAAGAAGGUACCGAUACCACUACCAAAACGAGUGACACGAUCAGCUUCAAGAUUUGCACCCAAAGAGAAGAAGGUUGUUGGUGAGGUCCCAUCCGUGACAUUAAGCAGUGACAGUAGUGACUCGUAUGAGAGUGCGAAAGAUGAACUUUAUAGGCCUGGAUCCGAGGCUUUUGAGAGUUCAAGUGAUGAUGAAUCUGAUUCUGAAGUUGCUACAGCAAGACCCAGGGAGUUGAAAAUGAAAAAAAAUAAGGCAAAAGGUAAGAUAUGUCUCGAAGACUUGUGUGAAGAAGAUGAGCUGAUAGUUCAGAAUUCUGAUGAGGAAGUUGAUCUGGACCAAGUGAUUGGAAAAGCCCCUGAGCUCCAGCCACCAUAUGACGCCUUUGAUGCAUACCACGAUGAUUCUGAUGGAAAUGACUUGUGA